Populus euphratica (Euphrates poplar) is the source of this 3319-nucleotide messenger RNA. RefSeq names its product P-loop containing nucleoside triphosphate hydrolases superfamily protein (gene CTF18). The coding region runs from base 112 to 3012 and encodes 966 amino acids. The record is from RefSeq and is a predicted model, not a curated record. The transcript has 23 exons. Gene Ontology annotation, molecular function: ATP hydrolysis activity; ATP binding. NCBI's taxonomy places the organism in Eukaryota, Viridiplantae, Streptophyta, Magnoliopsida, Malpighiales, Salicaceae.
CCGCGCAUUGUCUUUCAAUUUCCCUCCAAAACCAGAAAACCAUCUUUCCUCUCUAUCCCUGCCGUUGCUGCCUUCACACUCACUUCAUCUGAAGCUCCUCCACCAGUGGACAUGGAGAUGGACAUUCCUCUCCCGGACGAGCUUGAAUUACUUGAAGCUAACUCUCACUUCUACCAAGACUACCUAGACCCUCCCUCACCCGAUCCCUACACUUUCUCGCCUCAACUACAACCGGAACAAUCACCUCCUGAAUCACCCUCCGCUCCCCAAAUUAACGACCACAACAAGCGCCCUAGAUCCGACGGUCCGGAUUCACCAAAUCAGGAAGACGCUGUCCUCUUCGACGAGAAGAGAAGCAAAAUCGACGAUGAUGCGGGAGAGGAGGUCGACGAUGAGGACUGGCUCCGGCAGGUGCAGGAUAGGAACGGCGGAAACGAGGAGGAGAGGGUGGAAGUUGUUGUCGAGGAGGAGGAGAAGGAGAAGAUCGUGUCUAGAUACUUGUCGGAGAUUGACGGCGAUUUUAUUCCAGUGACGGCGCCUAGUGGUGGCGAUAGGGUUUAUGCAAAAAUAUGCAGAGUCGAUGCGGAACAGGGAGCGAGGAAAUUGGAUUUCAAAUCGCAAUCAAAUGGUCUUAUAUCGGAACCAAUUAAUGUUCUUUUGCAAAGAAUGGAGCAAGAAGCUUUUACCAAGGCCUUGCAAGCUAGUUCUGAAGAUCAGAGUGAUGAGAUUCUUCCAGAAAGACAAGUGAUGCAUGAAAAAUUAUGGGUGGAAAAAUAUGCUCCAAAUUCAUUUACUGAGCUGCUUAGUGAUGAGCAGACAAAUCGCGAGGUCCUCUUAUGGUUUAAACAAUGGGAUUCUUGUGUUUUUGGAUCUGAUAUUAGGAGUACAUCAGAUGACAUUUUGUCCGCUUUAAGGCGUCAUUCUUCUAUCGCUCAACAUCCAAAAACUUCUGAUUCAACUUUCUUCAGCAAGAACAAAGGAAAUAUAUGGAGUAGAGGGAAUUUUAGACACUCUAAUAAUCUGGAGCAAGAAAAUAGUAAAUCAAAAGGAUUUCAGGACUCGUGGACCAAGAAGCCAAGGCCUACUGGUCCACCAGAACAGAAGAUCCUUUUGCUUUGUGGUCCCCCGGGGCUUGGAAAGACAACACUUGCACAUGUAGCUGCUAAGCAUUGUGGAUAUCGAGUUGUAGAGAUUAAUGCUAGUGAUGAUAGGUCUUCGUCAACGAUUGAAGCUAAGAUUCUUGAUGUGGUUCAGAUGAACUCUGUGAUGGCUGACUCAAGACCAAAAUGCCUGGUGAUUGAUGAAAUAGAUGGAGCACUUAGUGAUGGAAAAGGUGCUGUGGAGGUUCUUCUAAAAAUGGUCUCUUCUGAAAGGAAGUCGGAUACUGGGAAGGAAAAUGUCACUAAAGGAGAGCAAUCUGGAAGGGCAUCCUCAAAAAAGGGGCAGAAAACAGCAUCUCUGACGAGACCUGUGAUUUGCAUAUGCAAUGACAUAUAUGCACCUGCCUUAAGGCCAUUACGUCAGGUUGCAAAGGUCCAUCUAUUUGUUCAGCCGACUGUUAGCCGUAUUGUAAGCAGGCUCAAAUAUAUAUGUAACAAGGAGGGAAUGAAGACAAGUUCCAUUGCACUUGCCGCACUUGCAGAUUACACUGAAUGUGAUAUACGCUCAUGCUUGAACACCCUCCAGUUUCUUAACAAAAAGAGAGAAGUUCUUAACGUGCUGGAGAUCAGUUCCCAAGUGGUUGGUCGAAAGGACAUGUCAAGAAGUGUUUUUGAUAUUUGGAAGGAGAUUUUCCAAAAGCGAAAAAUGAAGCAGGAUAGAAAAUCUAAAAGUAGCUGUGGCAGCAUGAGCAAUGAAUUUGACUCUUUGCUCUCCCUUGUAUCUAAUCGUGGUGAUUAUGAUGUGAUUUUGGAUGGGAUCUAUGAAAACAUCUUGCAGCUCCAUUACCAUGAUCCAGUGAUGCAAAAGACAGUCAAGUGUUUCAAUAGUCUUGGUGUUUCUGAUGUGAUUCACCAAUAUAUUAUGCGUUCACAGCAAAUGCCCCUUUAUGCUUAUCAGCCUUGCAUUGCGAUUUCUGUACAUCAACAGGUAGCACAAAUUCAAAAACCAAAUAUUGAGUGGCCAAGGUCUUAUCAAAGAUACCGAACUGCAUUGAUGGAAAAGAUGGACAAGUUAAGGUCUUGGCAAAACAAAAUUCCACCACAUAUUUCAAGGCACUUGUCUACUAAAUCUUUUGUAGAAGACUCUGUUUCUCCCAUCUUACAUAUCAUCUCUCCUCCAACUCUAAGGCCGGUGGCAUUGCACUUAUUAACAGAAAGAGAGAAGAAUGAUCUAGUUCAGUUAGUGAGCACAAUGGUAUACUAUUCCAUGACAUAUAAGAAUAUCAAGUCAGAUCAUCUUUCCUGUAAGCAGGAAAACGAACCUGCUUUAGAUGCUGCGUUGCUUUCUGUUGAUCCUCCCAUUCAUGAAUUCAUUAACUUCAAGGGCUAUAGUUCUGGUCAUUAUGCGCUUCCGUUAGCCGUGAAGCAGGUUUUGGUGCAUGAGGUGGAAAAGCAUAAGAUUUUGCAAGCAAGUAGAUCUGUACAUUUAACAGAUGGGUGCAAUAAACAAAAUAUGUACUUGGUAGAGCGGGAGAGUGCAGUGCAGUCAGUCAAAAUUAACCAUGCAGCUGCAUUUUCUGGUAACAGCAUCGGUAAUAAAAAAAGCAUGAUAAAUUCUGGGCAAUGUGUUCCAAGUGAAUCAGCAACGUCUCUGAUCAUGGAUUCCAGUACAAGGGCCUUGUCCAAUGUAAAGCUGAAAUCCUCAGGAAAUCCAAAGAAGCCUCCUAGAAGCUCUACCAGCUUCUUUGACAGGUUUAGGAAAGCAAACAGUAAAGGUUCCCAAAGCACUGACAGUGCUGGAUGGAAGACAACCACCUUGGAAAGAGAUUCACGUCCUCUGAUAUUCAAAUAUAAUGAGGGUUUUACAAAUGCUGUAAAAAGGCCAGUACGGAUGCGUGAAUUUCUGCUAUGAUUAAUGCAGUGCCUGGAGGCAAUAAGACAGCAGUGCCCAUUUGAAAUCACAAUGUAAAGUUCCAUGUGUUCAUUCCUUGCCUUCUCAAACCUGUGCAGUCCAUAAUGUGUUCUUAUAAAGUAAUAUAUGAACUUUCUUAAUCCUUUGGGACGCUGUUUAGCCACAUGUACUUGACAUCGCUACUUGAGCUGUAGGCUGGUGAGCUGAUACAAUCUGUCAGUUUUAUCAGUGAUUUGAUAGGAGCCAAAAUAGACGUCUAUAGUGUUGUUCAGGUCACAGCAGUUUUGGUGAUUUUAAUACCUGGAAA